AUGAGCAGAGGAAAUGAAACAGCAGACACAGAUUUCAUUUUCCUUGGACUAUCUCCCAGUUUCAGAUAUAUCAGCUUCCUUACCUACAUCAUUUUCUUGAGCUAUAUCAUCACUGUCUCUGGAAACUCCAUCCUGAUCCUCCUAAUUGGGGUGGAUUCCCGACUCCACACUCCCAUGUACUUGCUCCUCAGUCAUCUUUCUGCUAUGGACUUAAUUCUCAUCUCCACUACCAUCCCCAAGAUGGUCACCAACUUCUGGGUGCAGAGAAGAACCAUCUCACAGAUUGGCUGUGGAAUACAGAUGCUGCUGUAUGUCACCAUGACAGGUUCUGAAUGUCUCCUCUUGACCCUGAUGUCCUACAAUUGCUAUGUUGCCAUCUGCAACCCACUGAGGUACCCGGUCAUCAUGAAUCCCAGAGUCUGUCUACAGAUGACUACUCUCUCCUGGGUGGUGGGGUUCCUAAAUUCCUUGUUCCAUACUGUCUAUAUCACACACUUUCCACUCUGUGACUCCAAGGAGAUUUGGCACUUUUUCUGCAAAGUCUCAGCUAUCCUGAAGCUCUCCUGUGAGGAUACCUCUACGUAUGAAAUGAUUUUGUUUGUCAUGGGAAUUGUGUUCCUCCUCAUCCCCUUUGGACUCAUUUUCACCUCCUAUGGCAUCAUUUCCUUAAGUGUCUUUCUUAUGAGAUUCCCAGAGGGACAGAGCAAAGCCCUGGCCACCUGCUCCUCCCACCUCACAAUUGUAAGCCUCUAUUUUGGUUCAGGUGUCUUUCUGGUUAUGAUACCUCAAACCCAGUAUUCAGCACAGCAAAGCCAGGCUGUCUCCCUUUUCUACAACACCCUCAUCCCCAUGUUGAACCCCAUCAUCUACAGCCUGCAGAAUAAGGAAGUGUUGGGGGCUCUGAGAAACAUGCUGAGGAUUGGAGUCUGUUCUCAAAUUGCAGCCAGAAGACUUUAG
Choloepus didactylus (southern two-toed sloth) is the source of this 957-nucleotide messenger RNA. RefSeq names its product olfactory receptor 2AJ1-like. The coding region runs from base 1 to 957 and encodes 318 amino acids. Gene Ontology annotation, cellular component: membrane. The record is from RefSeq and is a predicted model, not a curated record. Gene Ontology annotation, biological process: G protein-coupled receptor signaling pathway. The transcript has a single exon. Gene Ontology annotation, molecular function: olfactory receptor activity; G protein-coupled receptor activity. Lineage: Eukaryota; Metazoa; Chordata; Mammalia; Pilosa; Megalonychidae.